AUGGCACCCCAACCGAAAUCCGCGGUCAAUGUCGUCUUCGGCGCCAUGACCAUUGGCAACGGCGCAGAGCAAUCGCGGGUCAGCGACCUUGGUGAAGCGAAGCAGAUCCUCGACAUUUUUCAGUCCUACGGCCAUAAUGAAGUUGACACAUCGCGAUACUACGGUAGUGGCUCCUCCGAAGAAUACCUGGGCAAGCUCAAUUGGCAAGAGAGGGGCAUUGUGAUGGACACCAAGUUCUACCCGACUGUUGGGCGAGGCAUGGAUAAAGAGCAAUGGACACACAGACCAGAGCAUUUGAGGGAGAAUCUGCAGAGGUCCCUCAAGGCGCUGAAUGCGAAGAAGGUCGAUAUGUGGUACCUGCACGGACCGGACAGGACGACUCCCUUACAUCGACACCCUGCGAGAAGUCAAUGA
Molecule: messenger RNA, 414 nt
Organism: Letharia columbiana
Lineage: Eukaryota; Fungi; Ascomycota; Lecanoromycetes; Lecanorales; Parmeliaceae
Exons: 1
Coding region: 1-414 (137 amino acids)
Source: RefSeq, a predicted model, not a curated record